Suillus discolor is the source of this 1011-nucleotide messenger RNA. RefSeq names its product casein kinase I. Gene Ontology annotation, molecular function: ATP binding; protein serine/threonine kinase activity. NCBI's taxonomy places the organism in Eukaryota, Fungi, Basidiomycota, Agaricomycetes, Boletales, Suillaceae. Bases 1 to 1011 code for a protein of 336 amino acids. The record is from RefSeq and is a predicted model, not a curated record. Gene Ontology annotation, cellular component: nucleus; cytoplasm. The transcript is spliced from 5 exons. Gene Ontology annotation, biological process: peptidyl-serine phosphorylation; signal transduction; endocytosis.
AUGUGGGAACAACGGCUUGAGCUGGCCUCAAGCCAGCUGAAGGGGGUUGCAUGGCGAACUCAUUUCUCCAACUUCCCUCUCCCCAUUGUCCUCACUAUUCAGUUGGAUUCACUGCUGGGAGAGGUUUUAGGAUCUGGCUCCUAUGCUGUCGUGUAUUCUGCACGGAAUAUCAUCAAUGAUGAUAAUGUUGCCCUCAAACUCGAAACCGUUGUCGACCACUCAUCUUCUGUGGAGCGUGAAUACUGGAUCUUGAAACAACUUGAAGGCGGAGUUGGCAUCCCCCGCACCCUCUGGUUCAGUAGAGAGUCAGUGUAUCAUGCUCUUGUUCUUGAACUCCUUGGGCCAUCGCUCCACCAACUCUUCCUCGCAAACAAUCAAAGAUUCAGCCUUCUCAAUGUUGUGAAUCUAGGAGUCCAGUUGCUCUCACGUCUUGAAUAUAUUCACUCGCACAACUACAUUCACGGCGACGUCAAACCGCAGAACAUCUUGGUCGGUCUUGGAAAUCUGAGGCACACCGCCUUCAUCAUCGAUUUUGGUAUCACAAAGAUUCUCUCUGGUACUCCUGCGUUCGCCUCAAUCAACAACCACUUAGGAGUUGAGCCAGGUCGUCGUGAUGAUCUUGAGUCGCUCACAUACAUGUUAAUCUAUUUCUUACGUGGCUCCCUUCCAUGGUUAACAAGCGACAACGAGAAGUUGUCCAACUCUACCAUACUCAAGUGCAAAGCACGUGCUACCAUUGCAGAUAUAUGUCAUGACAUCCCCGUUGAGUUCGCCAACAUUCUUAUUUACACCUGCUCUCUUGCAUUCGCAGAAGAUCCUGAUUACGAUCACCUCCGCUCAUUACUUAAUGGUCUUCAUGCCACAUUGCCUGCACCAGCUACGUGCAUGUUGGAUUUCAGCCAACCUGACGGUCCUGCCAUACCUCCCCCUCUAUCACCUGACCAGUGCUGUGUGGCCGAAGCAAUGUCACCAUGUCCGCCAAAGGUAGUGCGCAGAUCGACUUGUGUGUGA